AUGGUGGAACCCACACCCUUGCCCGAUGACGUCGGGGAUCCCCCAGUUGGGGAGGCCACAGCGCGCGGCAGCACCAGCAGCAAUCCUUUGCGGCGCAUUCGCCGGCGUAAAAUGGCCAACUCGGAAGAAGACGGCAAUGGCACGCCCAAAAACGCGGAAGACGCUAUCGGAGCAUCUCCCAACACCUUGGCGGCCCCUUCCACACUCCCAACGCGCGGAUCCAAGCUCUUACAACGCGUCCUCCCCAAGCGAAAUACCCAGUCCUCGACGCCCCCUUCCCAAUCUAUCCAGCCUAUACAACCCGUUCAACCCGUUCAACCCGCAAUUCUUGUGGAUGAUGGCAGCAGCCAAACCGGCGACAAUUCAGACACGCAUAGCGCCAGCUACUCCCCCUCCGCUGCAUCCGCCUCCCAUCCUGCUUCUAGCCUAGGGGCCUCGGCCCAAGCCGCCUACACCAGUCCACAAGACACAAACCCCGCCUCCAGCAUCAGUGUCAGCCCGGGAAGCCUUCCUGGUGGUGCCAUUGCCCCUGCUACUGGAUCUGGCGUCCAAGAGCACCCAACCACUACCGUUGACGAAGAGAGCGACAGCAUCGAUAGUGAUGACAGCGCCGAAUCCUCGGGCCGCCAUCGCAAGUACGGUCUCAAACGCGACGAUCUCGACAUGGAGCUGCGUGACAACGAAAAGCGCCGCCAGCAAGCAGAGGAUCGGUUCAAGCGAGCUGUUGAGCAGCUCACGAGCAGUGGUCGGCCCGAACCCAGCUCACACAGCAUACAACGUUUCAACAUCUCACGCGAUCCCAUGAUGCGUGAGUACCAGCACGCGCGCCAUCAGCUUGAAAAGCGCACUAAAAAGCUGGAAAAACUGCGCAAAGAAAUGGACGAGGUACAAAAGCAGCUGGAUUCACGACGAACGAAACCCACAGCCACAGAGCUUAUUGGUGCAAAGAUGAACAUUGUCAAGCGCUCAUCCGUGGUUGUCUCGAUGUGCUUCGACUGGGGCUUGCACAGCCUGCGCGCCGCGGGUCGCGGCGAUGAUGUCGGCUCGGAGGCCGGUGGAGACAAUACGACCCCGGUCAACCCGGAGCGGGGGCGCUCGCGAACCAAGCGAGAGGAGAAAAUAACCGGGCGGCACAGAUCGGCCUCCCCGGAGCGGGAAAAUGCCACUGAGGGGAAGGAUGAAUCGAUUGAGGCCCUCAACGGCUAUACAGGCUCGCCGGGCCGCGGCACCGCGCAAGUGGACGACUUCCCACCCGACGAGGGCACCCCACGGUUCUUGCGCAGUCGGCGCUCUCAAAAGAGCUUACCGCCAGAGCUACGCGACCAGAUCGAAGAUCGCCGUCCAAAUCGCCUCAAGCGCCUGAUCAACAUGUCCAAUCCCCUCACUCCUCGGAAGAACAAGGACAAGCAGUCAUCGGGUGCAGAUGUCGAGCCGGAAGCUGGUCAAUCUUUUGGCUCCUCUCCCAUGGCAUCUGUGUCGCAACCCGUGGCCCUCGAUAUGCAAAACGGCUUGCAGCACACCGCCACCGCCGAACUCAUCCAACACAUCAAAAGCAUACUGCUGGAGGACCCGCGCUUGGAUUUGGAGAACAAGUUUGAUGUCUUGCAACAGCUCCAGAGCUACGUCUUCACCUUGGAGGAGAGACUAGCGGCUCAACAACAGCGCAACUUGGAGCUUGAAACAGCGCUCAGCAACACGCAGGAACAGCUGCAAAAACGGCAGUCCACCUUAGCCAUGCUAGACAAGCAGCGCACCAACAAUCAAAGCGCGUUGCUGGAGAUGAUCAACGACUUUCACGCCGAUUUCGUGGAAAAGCUGGACCGGCAUGAAAGACGAUUUGGCGAAGCGCGAACGACUUUGGAUACAAUUCACUCGGACGUGGAGCGCCAAAUGGUUACCAUGCGUGACAUCCAGACGCGUGCCAAUGACUUUUUACAAGAGCUACAGAUGAAGGCCGAGCACUUGGAGACUGAGCUAUCAACUGGUUUCUGGGUCAAUUUGCAUGAGAACUUUUCGGAGACGUUUCAAUCAUUGACAGGCCGUCAAGGCAGCGCGCCGCGCAUUCUCAUAUUUGGUGCUGGCUCGCACGCCGACUCGCCAGCCACCACCGAACGGUUGUGCAGGCCACGCCAAGGCCCCGGCUACUCACUUGCGGUCCUCGUGCUUACGACCAGCAAAGAGGGUACCGAGAAUGGCAAUACCACCGAAAAAGGCGGUCAUGACGAUAAUGGGCACAGCAUUGGAGACGGCCAUGGUGCUGGAGACUCUGAAGCUGCCAAAGUCAAAGGUGCGCCACAAAUGAUGAGUUGCUCUGGAGCGUCAGGAGAGGGCAAGAGGAAGAGAAAGAGAAAGAGAGAGAGGGAGAGAGAAAAGGAGAACAAGCACAAGAACAAGAAGAUAAAUGCCACCCAGCAGCUUGAAUUCAAUGUGCAAUGCAUGCGCAGACUGACCAAGAGAGAAGUGAACAAGAGAAAGAGAGAACUGCUGUUGCUGUCGAAAAGCUCUCUCUCACACACACAAACUCUCUCUCUCUCUCUGUCUCUCUCCUCCAACACACACACGUUUCAGGAGGAGGUCAAAGUGAGACCAGAGUCACACAUUAACAUGGGGGAGGGGCAGAGCAGCAACAGCAGCAGCAACAGCAGCAACAGCAGCAUCGGCGGCGGCGGCGGUAUCAUCGGUUGGCGCAAGCGCGGUGUGCUAUGGAAAAAGGCCCAGGGUACAAGCCUGCUGGGCCGCGACAAUUUCAAGCGCCGCACUUUUAUCCUGACGGACACAUGCCUGAGCUACUACUCUGGUGUUGACAUUAGCGAGAUGAAGCAAAAAGGCCAGAUUCCGCUCACCAAAAUCCGAGCGGUUGAAGUCGCUCACGCAACCCCAUGGGGCCGCAGCAACAUGAUCCAGGUGGUGCACGACGAUGCGAUACUGUACGUCGAUGCCGAAUCUCAGGCCGAGCGGCAGGAUUGGAUUGAUGAGAUUCGGUCGGCUUGCCAGGAAGGCCAAAACGUCUCCAGCAAGCAUUACAACUAUCAUCCUGGUGUUUUUCACAAAGGCGAAUGGACCUGUUGUGCCACCAAAGAACAAGGAGGAGGCUGCAAGCCGGCCUUCAAGUACAGUCAUAAAAGCAAGGCCCCAAUCAACUUGUCUGAUGCCAAAGACCGAACCACAGUCGCCUAUUUCUAUGACCGACACUACGAGGAUGACGACCUGGACCCAGAUGAGAUGAGUGAUGCCAUGCUAGCGGACAUGCCCACCUCCCACAGCGGUGCCGCCCCAUACGGUGGCACAGCUGUACCACGCGCGCAAAGUAUUGCAGGGCAGUACGAAAUUAUGAAUCAAGAUUUUCAAGAUCUUGACGUAGCCAUGUUCCAACCAAAGGCGGCUGAUGGCAGCACCGCCAAGCCGCUCUUAGAGUCCCACUACACAAGCGUGCCCAAUGCUGAUGACGAUCCAAGCUAUGCCGCCCUAGGGGCACGUAGCAUAGCAUCUUCCGAAGAAUACGAGGGAUGGCAUGUUCGGGCCCGCGAAGCCUCAACCUAUCACCCAGCCUCCAUCGCCAGCAACUACAGUCAAGCCAGCAUUUACUCCACGCUUGAUGGCGUGAAUAAACAGUACUCCAAGGUGACUAAACCAGGCCAUGAAAGCCACUACGCCCGCCUUGAGCGAGGCUGGCUGUUGAGUCUACUGGUACUGUGCAUACCCCGCGUCAUAUCAUGGCAGAGAAUCAAAGUUGAAAGGGGAAAAUUCAAUCAAAGCUGCCAUCUCUCGCAGCCCGCUAGGCAGCAAGAGACCGCUAAGGAAAUGUCAUGGGUGAGCCGACGGAUGGUUUCCAGUCCCCGCAAGCAACAGCCAGCGGAGACGCGUCCCAACCCCAGACCACCUACGCCCCAGCACGACUCGCAACCGCGUCGAAGGAGAGGGAGAGAGAAAGAGAAGGGCACCAACCCCGCCUUUCAAGCACAGUAA
Molecule: messenger RNA, 3966 nt
Organism: Monosiga brevicollis MX1
Lineage: Eukaryota; Choanoflagellata; Craspedida; Salpingoecidae
Exons: 32
Coding region: 1-3966 (1321 amino acids)
Biological process (GO): intracellular signal transduction
Source: RefSeq, a predicted model, not a curated record